UAAUUCUAAUACUAAAUCUAAGUCUGUAUAGGAAGAAUAAUUGUAUAUUAUUUGUUGUGAAUUAAAAUAAACAUGCUGGCCAGUAGGCCACUAAUACAAGUUUUUUUUGUUUGUUUGUUUGACUUUGAUUGUUGUUGUUCAAUUCCAACUCUUUUAAAAACGAAAAAAAAAAGUGAACUUUGGUGCCUAAACAACUGCUGAUGAUAAGAUUUUAAUUUUUGUUAGCUAAAAAGGAUAUAUAUAAUACUAAGAUGAAAAGGACAAAAUGGAAUAAUCGUGCUUAAAAACUUAUUACCCACUUCCACCCACCUAAUCCUGUUCAUCCGUUGAAAAUUCUUGGUGGCUUCAAGUGAUCAUUAUACAUAUUGUGUUUAAUGACAACAUUUGACCAAAUUUGAGUGUUGAUUCUAACAAGUACUAAAAUGCUUUCCAUGUUUAUCUUUUCACAGUUUAGUUUCAGGCUUAUUUGAUUUCCAGGCAAGUAAGAUGACAGUGUUAAUUGCCUACUUUCUACUGAUUUCUGCAACUUUGGCUCAUGCUCAGCGUCAAAUAGGAUACAUAAGCAUAGAUUGUGGCUCUUCUUCGAAUUUAAAUUAUGGAGACCCAGACACUGGGAUAAAUUAUGCUUCAGAUGGGGCUUACAUAGUGACAGGAGUAAACAAGAACAUUUCUUCUGAAUAUGCAUACCCAAUAGUUCCCAACCUACCAUUUCCUCUCUCAGAUCUCAGGAGUUUUCCUCAAGCAAACAAAAAUUGUUACUCCCUGAAACCUGCAGUUGGAAUUGGAGGUUUGAAUUUGAUCAGAGCCACCUUCUAUUAUGGUAACUAUGAUGGAAAAGACAAACCCCCAGAAUUUGAUCUUUAUGUGGAUGUUAAUCUUUGGUCCACUGUGAAAUUCAACAAUGCCUCUGAGAUAGUUACUAAAGAAAUUAUCACCAUGGAAACAUCAGACACCAUACACAUUUGUCUUGUGAACAAAGGCUUAGGUACUCCUUUCAUAUCAGCCUUGGAGCUCAGACCCUUAAACAGUUCUGUGUAUGGUACUGAGUUUGGCUCCAAUGCUUCUUUAGUACUCUUUCAAAGAUUGGAUAUUGGGGAAACCAAUGGAACAGGCCGAUACCAAGAUGACACGUAUGAUCGAAUUUGGUCCUCAUACAUGUCCACCAGUUGGGAUUCAAUCACAACUUCUCAAGAUGUCAAUAACUAUGAGAAUGGUUAUAGAGUGCCUUUAGAAGUGAUCAUGACUGCAGCCAGGCCAAGAAAUGGUAGUGAGGCUUUAGAGUUGAAAUGGAAUGCAACUGAUUUGAGUUCUGAGUUUUAUGUUUUUAUGUACUUUGCUGAACUUGAGCAACUUGGGAGAAACCAGUCAAGAAAAUUCAAUGUAACUUGGAAUGGAAAUCCAUUGUUUGGACCCUUUGUUCCUCGUCAUUUGUAUACAACUGUAGUAUCAAACUCGAAAGCGUUGGUUGGGAAAGAGCACCGGAUUUCUAUUCAUAAGACUAAGGAUUCUACUCUCCCGCCGAUCCUCAAUGCUGUUGAGAUUUACAUGGUCAAACAGAAGGAUGAGUUGCCAACAUACUCUGCAGAUGUUGAGGCAAUGGAAGAAGUCAAAAGCACAUAUCAAAUUACUAGAAACUGGGGAGGUGACCCUUGUGGACCAAGGAAUUUCUCUUGGGAAGGUUUAAGAUGUAGUAACAAUGCCUCGUCUCCUCGGGUCAUUUCUUUGAACUUGACCUCAAGCCGUUUGAGAGGGAAUAUAGCUUCAUCCAUAUCCAAGCUCUCAUUGCUAGAAUUCUUGGAUCUGUCUCACAACAAUUUAACUGGACCUAUGCCCAAAUUUCUAGAAGAUCUGAAAUCUCUCAAGUUACUAAAUUUAAAAGGCAACCAAUUGUCUGGUGUUGUUCCUACAGCUCUUCUGGAAAGAUCAAGGGAUGGUUUGCUAACUUUAAGUGUGGAUAAUCGAAAUCUUUGUAGCUCGGGUUCAUGCAAAAAGAAGAAUAAUAUUGUUGCUCCAAUAAUUGGAUCAUUGGCAUGUGUUGUUUUCAUCCUUGUAGUAGUGAUUAUCGUACUGAAGAUACAAAGAAGAAAGAAAAAAAGAGAUGCUGCAAAUGCUGCAAAUGCUAAGAAAUCAGGAACCUUGGCACUGAAGAAGAGUCAGUAUAACCAUGAUGAGGUUGUAGAGAUUACAAACAACUUCGAAAAGGAAAUUGGAAAGGGAGGAUUUGGGGCUGUGUACCAUGGCUAUAUGAAAGAUGGCACACAAGUUGCAGUCAAGAAAUUGUCUCCAUUGUCAUCUCAAGGGCCUAGGGAGUUCCAAACUGAGGCUGAGCUCUUGAUGAGAAUACAUCAUAGAAACCUGGCCUCUUUUGUUGGAUACUGCGACGAGCAUGAGAAUUUGGCGCUUAUUUAUGAAUACAUGCCUAAUGGCAACCUAAAAGAAUGUCUUUCAGAUAAAACUCUACAUUUGAGUUGGGAAACCAGACUUCGCAUUGCAGUUGAUGCUGCACAAGGGCUAGAGUACUUACAUCAUGGAUGCAAGCCACCUAUUGUACAUAGAGAUGUAAAGACAGCCAAUAUUCUCUUAGGUGAAAAUUUAGAUGCUAAAAUAGCAGAUUUUGGUCUUUCUAAAGUUUUUACUACCGACAACAAUGACACUCAAGCAGAAACUGCAGUUAUGGGGACAGCAGGAUAUCUUGACCCUGAGUACUACCGUUCUCAAAAGCUAACUGAGAAAAGUGAUGUUUAUAGCUUUGGAGUAGUUCUAUUAGAGCUCAUAACAGGCCAACCAGCAAUAAUCAGAAGCGAUGAAACAAUCCACAUAAUACAUUGGGUGAAUUAUAAACUUGAAGAAGAUGAUAUAACAAGUGUUGUUGACCAAAGGCUUCAAGACAACUUUGAUGUGAAUUCUCUAAGAAAAGUCUUGGAAGUUGCUAUGGCAUGUACAGCAUGCCACUCUGAAGAUAGAGCCACAAUGAGUUAUGUUUUGGCAGAGCUUAAACAGUGUUUAGGGGUCGAUUUUUCGAGGGAACAAGAAAGAGUUCCAGCACCAGGACAGAGAUUAAUCUUUCAUUCAUAUGGUAGUACACCUGAGAUGUCUUCUAUUUAUACUGAUUCCAUGAACAUGGAAUCUAUGACAGUUCCAUUGGGUAGGUAAUGAAAUCCCAUCCCACAUAGCAUUGCUUAAUAUGAAUAGCUUUAGUCAUAGUUUUUCGAGUUUGUACUUGGUUUCUUUAAGAUUGUUUUUUUUGUACAAAGAAAUUGUGAGUAAUUCUACAAAUUUUAUUGAUUGAUUUUUAAUAAUA
This is a messenger RNA of Cannabis sativa, 3301 nucleotides long. Its product is annotated as probable LRR receptor-like serine/threonine-protein kinase At4g29180. Gene Ontology annotation, biological process: protein phosphorylation. The transcript is spliced from 12 exons. NCBI's taxonomy places the organism in Eukaryota, Viridiplantae, Streptophyta, Magnoliopsida, Rosales, Cannabaceae. The coding region runs from base 487 to 3153 and encodes 888 amino acids. Gene Ontology annotation, molecular function: ATP binding; protein kinase activity; protein binding. The record is from RefSeq and is a predicted model, not a curated record.